AUGGCCAGUUUUUACCGCGUAGGCCCGGCCGUUGAGCGACGGGUUGGUACUCUUAAGAUCGACCUCGACUUUCAACUCGGCGUUUUUGCGAGCAACUCUCAAGUGAACAACUUCGAUUACGAAGCCGCCACCACGAUUGACGAAGCCGUCAGCCUUCUCUCCGCCAGCGGAGAACGCGCUCGCGUGCUUGCCGGGGGAACCGACCUCCUGGUGCAACUCCGCGAGCACCUGAAAGAGGCCGACUUGGUCGUCGAUGUGAAGAAGAUCCCUGAACUCACGCAGCUUGACUUCGAUGCGAAGUCUGGCUUGACCCUGGGAGCGUCGACCCCGUGUUAUCGCAUCUAUGAGACACCGGAAGUUGCCGACACCUACGCCGCCCUGGCCGAUGCGGCACGGAUCAUCGGUGGCUGGCAAAUUCAAAAUCGGGCCAGCGUCGGUGGCAAUCUCUGCAAUGCCUCGCCUGCGGCCGAUUCGGUUCCGCCGCUGGUGGUGUACCAGGCCAAGUGCCACAUCGCAGGACCCUCGGGCACCCGCGAGUUGGACGCGGCGAAGUUCUGCACGGGCCCUGGGAAGAACGCCCUGGAGCGAGGCGAGUUUCUAGUGUCCCUCCAACUGCCACCCCAACCAAAGAAUUCAGGCGCCCAUUACCUGCGGUUCAUUCCGCGUAACGAAAUGGACAUCGCCGUGGUUGGCUGUGCCGCUUGGGUGCAGUUGGAUGCCAAGAAAGAAGCCAUCAGCGAAGCGCGUAUCGCGUUGGCCGCUGUCGCCCCCACGGUGGUCACGGCCGACGAUGCCGCAAGCUGGCUCUCGGGCAAGUCGCCCGACGAAUCGACUCUGGAAGAACUAGCCGAUCGCGUGCGGACGGUGGCCAAGCCAAUCAGCGACAUGCGAGGUCCGGCCGAGUACCGUCAACACCUGGUUGGAGUGUUGGCGAAACGGGCAAUCGCCAAGGCCGUUGAAUUCUUGUGCGAGGCCCGACAAAGCCUGCUCGAGGUGUUACGAGACGAACUCAAGCUGACCGGGGCCAAAGAAGGCUGCAACAACGGAAACUGCGGUGCCUGCACCGUGCUGAUGGACGGGCGGCCUGUGGAUAGCUGCAUCGUGUUGGGGGUCGAGGCCGAAGGGGCCGAAAUCACCACAGUGGAAAGCAUGGCCGACGAAAGCGGAUUCCACCCGUUACAGUCGUGCUUUCUGGAAGAUGCCGCCCUGCAAUGCGGGGUCUGCACCCCGGGCUUUCUGGUCGCCGCCAAGGCCCUGCUCGAUCGCAACCCGAACCCGACUGAAGAGCAGAUUCGAUUCGAAUUGGCAGGCAAUCUCUGUCGCUGCACCGGUUACGAUAAAAUCAUCAAAGCCGUGCAACAUGCCGCGAAGAACCUACAGGAGGUGAUCGGCACCCGGCCCGUGCGUCACGACGGGGCCGACAAGGUCACCGGUCGCGCCAUCUACACCAACGACCUCUACCUUCCGGCCAUGGUGCAUGGGAAGAUGCUCCGCAGCCCCCAUGCGCAUGCCAAGAUCAAGUCGAUUGAUACCUCGGCCGCACAACAAUUGCCCGGUGUUCAUGCAGUGAUCACGGGAGCCGACUUCCCCGACUUGGCGAAUAAGACGGCGCACCUGGGCGAAGGUGCGGUGAACCUGGCGCACCUUUCGGCCAACAUCAUGGCCCGCGAUAAGGUGCUGUAUAAGGGGCAACCCGUGGCUGCCGUGGCCGCCGCGACGGCGAGCAUCGCGGAAGAGGCCGUACAGCUCAUCAAGGUUGAAUACGAAGAACUGCCUUCGGUUACCUGGGUAAUGGACGCGAUGGCCGAUGACGCGCCGGUGCUCCACGAGGAGUUGUUCCUCGAUCGCAAUGGCAAGAAGGGCAAGAAGCCGACGAACAUCGCUCAGUACAUCCGCUUCGAGCAGGGCGAUAUCGAAAAAGGUUUCGCAGACGCCGACGUGGUCCUCGAGCGCGAGUUCCGCACCGCGACCGUGCAUCAGGGCUACAUCGAACCGCACGCCACCACGGCACUGUGGAACACCGACGGGCCUUUGAAGAUUUGGACUUCCACACAAGGUUCCUUCACCUGCCGGCAACAAACGGCCGAACUUCUGCAGAUUCCCAUCUCCAGUGUGACGGUGGUGCCCUGCGAAAUCGGCGGUGGUUUUGGCGGCAAGAUCCCGGUUUAUCUCGAACCGGUGGCCGCAGUGCUCAGCCGCAAGUGUGGCCGACCAGUGAAGAUGGCCAUGACCCGGGCCGAUUGCUUCGAGUCGACGGGUCCCACGCCGGGCAGCUUCAUCCGCAUCAAGCUGGGUGCCAAGAAAGACGGUCGCCUAACUGCAGCCCAAGCCUGGAUGGCUUACGACGCGGGAGCGUACCCCACCGGCAUCAUCGGCCCCGGCACCAUGUGCGUUUUCAGUUGCUAUGACCUUCCGAAUGCCUUGGUUGAAGGUUUCGACGUGGUCGAGAACAAACCCAAGUGUGCGGCUUAUCGGGCACCCGGAGCCACACAAGCCGCCUUUGCGUGCGAAUCGGUGGUCGACGAGCUGGCCGAGAAAUUGGGCAUCGACCCGAUCGAGUUCCGCCUGAAGAACGCGGCCAAAGAAGGAACACGUCGCGUGGACGGACCGGUUUAUCCCCGCGUGGGGCUGGUUGAAACGCUCGAGGCCGCCAAGGCAAGCGAGCACUACAAGUCGAAACUCGAAGGCCCUAAUCGCGGCCGUGGUGUAGCCAGCGGCUUCUGGUUCAACAUUGGGCUGAAGUCGAGUGUGGCCGCCAACGUGAACCCUGAUGGCACCGUUACGUUGCUGGAAGGCUCCACCGACAUCGGCGGAACGCGAACUUCAAUCGCCAUGCAACUGGCAGAAACUCUGGGCAUCGCGGCCGAAGCCGUGUUGCCCCAGGUGGUCGAUACCGACAGUGUGGGCUACACCGACGUCACCGGUGGUAGCCGCGUGACGUUCGCCACUGGAAUGGCCGCCUAUAAGGACGUGAAGUUCGACGACGGUUCGUUCGUAUCCGGCGACAACCGCAUCACGUUCAAAGAACUGGCCGGCAAGCUGGCCGAACUCGGCGACCCGGUGGUCGGUCGGGCGACCGUGAGUCCCGAGGGUUCGACGAACAGCUUCGGCACACACAUCGCCGACGUGGAAGUCGACCCUGAGACUGGCAAGGUGACGAUCCUUCGUUACACCGUGGUGCAAGACGCAGGCCGGGCGAUUCACCCCAGCUACUUCGAAGGCCAGAUGCAGGGCGGUGCCGUGCAGGGCAUUGGUUGGGCUCUCAACGAAGAAUAUGUCUACGAUCAGAACAACCGCAUGAGAAACGCCAGCUACCUGGAUUACCGCAUGCCCACAUCGUUGGAUCUUCCGAUGAUCGAAACGAUCAUUGUCGAGGUACCCAACCCCGACCAUCCCUAUGGAGUUCGCGGAGCCGGCGAGGUACCGAUCGUGCCACCCCCGGGUGCCGUGGCGGCGGCGAUUCAUGCAGCCACGGGUGUGCGACCCAAAGAACUACCCAUUUCCCCACCCCGCCUCUGGGCGGCAAUCGAAGCAGCGCGACGCGUGCGCGUUCCCGGUAAGUCAUUGCGGCAAGUGGUAGCAGCCCUAGAGGAAGAAUUCCCCGAACUGCAGGGCCAACUUCGCGAGGGCGAUCGGCUUGUGGCCGGGUUGGCUGCGUCAAUCGACGGUGUGAUGACCACGCAGGGGCUGUUUGCAACCGUGGGGCCCGACAGCGAAAUCCACUUCCUGCCCGCCAUUGGUGGCCGGAGUACGGACGUGAUAUCGAAAGACGACACGCAAACGGACACCGAUCUGGCGGUGAUUGGCGGUGGGCCCGCUGGAGCGACGGUUGCCACGCUCGUGGCCCAGCACGGGCAUCGCGUGACGCUGUUCGAGCGAGACGAUUUUCCGCGGUUUCACAUCGGCGAAUCGCUGAUGCCGGAGACCUACUGGACGUUCAAACGCUUAGGAGUGCUCGACAAGCUGAAGGCAAGCCCCUACGUCCGCAAGUACAGCGUGCAGUUCAUCAACGACACCGGCAAAGAAUCGCAACCGUUCUACUUCGACGAGCACAAGCCGCACGAGUGUUCGAUUACCUGGCAGGUGCUGCGAAGCGAGUUCGACCGGAUGAUGCUCGACAACGCCAAACAGCACGGCGUCGAGGUCCAUCAAGGCGCUCGCGUUCGCGAAGUCCUCUUCGAAGGUGAUCGGGCCUGUGGAGUUCGAGUGCAAGACUCUGAUGGUUCAACUCGGGAUAUCUCCUGCAAGGUGGUGGCCGACGCCAGCGGGCAAAGCUCAAUGAUCUCCAGCCGGCUGAAAUUGCGUCAGGCCGAUCCGCAUCUGCGUAAGGGAUCGAUCUGGACCUACUACCGCGGUGCCCGGCGCGAGUCGGGCCGUGACGAGGGGGCCACGCUCGUGAUGCACACCGAAGGUAAGAAGGGAUGGUUCUGGUACAUCCCGUUGCCCGACGACAUUGUGAGCGUGGGGGUCGUCGGUGAUUUCGACGAGCUGUUCGCCGACCGCCGCGAUCACGGAGAAAUCUUUAACGAACAAGUCGAACUUUGCAUGGCCGCGAAAGAACGCCUGGAAGGAGCCGAACGCGUGGCCGAGUAUCGGGCCACGAAAGAUUUUUCCUACACCUCUUCCGAAGUCGCCGGGCCCGGCUGGGUGCUGGUGGGCGAUGCGUUCGGGUUUCUCGACCCCGUGUAUUCCUCGGGCGUGUUCCUCGCCCUGAAGUCGGGCGAACUGGCCGCCGACGCGAUCGUCGAUGGUUUCAAAGCAGACGAUCUUUCUGCCGCACAACUCGGCCGCUGGUCAGAAGAAUACCGCCGGGGGAUGAAACGCAUGCGGGAACUCGUCUGUGCCUUCUACGAGGGCUUCAGCUUCGGCAAGUUCUUGCGAAAGUACCCCCAAUUCCAAGGCCACAUCACCGAUCUGCUCAUCGGCGACCUGUUCAAAGAAAGCGUCGACGAGGUCUUCCCCCCCAUGACCGCCAUGCGCGAAGAAAUGCGACAGGCGGAAGCGGCGAGCCGGUCGUAG
Molecule: messenger RNA, 5019 nt
Organism: Cladocopium goreaui
Lineage: Eukaryota; Dinophyceae; Suessiales; Symbiodiniaceae
Source: the annotation of a GenBank genome assembly